GCAAUGUUUGCAAACGUUUUUGACGUUUUAUUUUACCAUGUGAUUCUGAAUGAAGAUAAAGUUUUGUCAGUUUGAAAAAUGAAACAGUCUUCAAGACAUAAACAGAAACAUCUGUUGCGGCACAAGAUUGAACAGAAACUACAAGAUGUUAGUGAGCUGAAGAAUGAACUUAUCUCUGUGAUUUCAGAACAUGUGGAGGGAGUACAGUCGUACGCUAGACAGAAGACGUCGUCGUCUGACCAUGAUUUGCCGAUGGAGACCUACUUACAUGUCAUGCAGAUGCUGGACAAGUGUAGUAACAACUGUUUCUAUCUUCUUGCCACAGCAGAGAAAGUGAUUGAAAAUACUGACAGUGAGUUAGAUGGUCUCUCGGUCUCAUCAGAAGAACAGCAGUCUUUGUGUCGGGUGAGGCCGUCAGCUGAACAUGUAACGAGUGUCAACACUUCCAGUCUGGAGAACGACAAUGACGUGGAUCCAGUGAGAAUAGUCUCGGACAACAAACUGCAGGACAAGGGUGGCAUUCAUGGUGAUAUCAAGAACCGUGAUCUACUUGACAAGGACGGCUUUCAUAGUGAUAUGAAGGAAAAUCAUGAGACCAGACGUGAUGAUGUUUCUAACUGGAUUAAUAAACAGCCUAGCUAUGAAGGUUCAAAAGAGUUGUACACCAAUAAAGUCAAUUCUUCAGCCAUCAAGCAUGUUAAGCCUGAUGCUGGUCGUGAUACCAAGAUCUCUCACCAGCUAGAAAUAACAUGCAAUACGCCAUCAACUGCAGUUCAGCAAGACAGUGAUGGUCAACAUGUGUCUGUUUCUGAUUUUAACGACAAUCAUGCAUCAACUGAAGCUUUUUAUCAGUGUUUAACAGAGACAGAGAAUGAAGAUAAAAAGAUGGCUUCUGUUGCUCCAGUUGGUGCUUCACAGUCUCAUUCUAAAGUGACCCAGCCAUCUGCAAUUUUGGAAGAUUUGCCUCAGGAAUCAACAUCUUUUACAUGCAUGCCUCAGACAUCUGCAACUUUGACAGGCAUGCCUCAAACAGCAGCAUGUUUUGCACAAAUGCCUCAAACAUCAAAUCCAUUGACAUCCUUGCCUCAUACAUUUCCAUUUGUUACUGGCAUCCCUCAGUCAUAUAUAUCUUUUGCAAGUAUGCCUCAAACAUCUGCAACUUUUGCAUCCAUACCUCGAUCACCUACAUCAUUAACAUCCAUGCCUCAAACAUCUGCAUCUGUUGUGCCAAUACUUCCUCAAACGACUACAUCUUUGAUGGACAUGCAACAGAAUAUGCCUACAGCAUCUGCAUCUCAGGUAGCUGUUCCUGAAUGUAACGUGGACCGAGUGGUCAUUUCCAAAUCGGCAAGUAGUGUGAUGUCUUCACCGUCUGAAACAUCUUUGGUGGUGAAGCCACUGACAUUGGAUCCUGAUGCCACCAUCCAAGUAGUUGUCAGUGAAAUAGAUACACCGUGGUCCUUCUACGUGCAGACUGUGAGCCAAGUUCUUGAUGAUCUAAGAAAUCAGAUACAACUCCAUGUUUCCAUGGUGGACCCUGCAGUUGCCAGACCGGAACCUCGGCUUGGAAUGAUGUGCCUUGCUCCAUUUUUACAAGAAAAUCCCUCUCUGUACUAUCGAGCCAAAGUGAUCAGGACUGACAAUGUGACAGAGCCUGACAGCAAAGCCGAAGUUCUCUAUGUUGAUUUCGGCAACACUAGUCAUGUCCCAGUAAAAACCAUUAUACCAUUGCCAGUGGAAUUCACCGCCUUGCCGGCACAAGCCAUCUUUUGUGCACUGUCUGCGAUUGCACCAGCUAAUAAACUUGGAGUUUGGACUGAAGAUGAAAUUCAUGGCUUCCGAUCGUGCGUCUUUGGCCAGACGUUACACUUGCAGCUUGUGUAUUGUGCCAACAGCCAACUUUUCCCGUACCUCGUCGACUUGGCCUGGAACCUUCCUAUUGUUCCUGAUGUCACUAACCAAAGCUCACAACAGGUCCAGUUUACAAAGCUUCAUGUUAGCAGCAUCCUUCUGGAGCAGGGCACUGCCAGACAGCUGUCCAUCUCUGAACAGAUAACCAAACUGCGACAGUUAUUUGGUGGUGCUGAUCUUGAUCUGUCGUCCGUUUUGUCCUCCAGCUCACCUAAAGCCACGCAGCUGAAAGUGAAAGGCAAGGCGAGUGUAGCUCGUGCUGUAGCUGUUGCUUGCGAGGGUAAAAAUCAAGUUAAACAUUGCAGUGUGGGUAAUAUAGCAGUGAAAUCAGUGUUGCCAGCAUCGUCGACUGUUGGGAAAUCCGAGUUGACGUGUUCAGCAAAACAAGAUUCGGCAGAAACAGGUAAACCAGCUUGUGAACUUGUGAAUAAUAAUAAUAAUGAAGAAGAAGAAUCCAAGUUGAUGCCUGUUUUGAAGAAAACUGUUCCAAAAGUGCCGUCUGUUCAUCACAGAAUGAGAAGACGAGUUGUAGGGAACAGGAGAAAGUGUGUGUCAUCUACACUAGAGAAAGGAUGUGACAACACAGUGGAUUCGGAACCACAGGCAGAGAAUACUCAGUCAGAUUCAAAGUCCCUUACUGAAGUAUCUGCAACCAAAAACGACAGAGAGCUAAAUACUACUAUCUCAUCAACAGAUUUUGUUGGAAGUGAUCAACAGGGUUCCGGAACUCUCUCUAGCAGUAAUAGUUGCUCUAGCCAGUCUGUCGGUGGAGAGUCUAGCAAGGAACCAGAACUGAAUGGAAAAGACUUGAUCUCUAAACAGUGUUCCCGUGCUGAUGACUCUUCAAGUGGUGUUAGCCAGUGUGAUAAAGAUAUUAGUAGUGUCAGCCAUAGUGAUAAAGAUAUUAGUGGUAUCAGCCAUAGUGAUAAAGAUACUAGUGAUAUCAGCCAUGGUGAUAAAGAUACUAGUGGUAUUAGACAGUGCGAUAAAGAUACCAGUGGUAUUGGCCAGUGUGAUAAAGAUACCAGCAGUACUAGCCAGGGUGAUAAAGAUACCAGCAGUACUAGCCAGUGUGAUAAAGAUACCAGCGGUAUUAGCCAGUGUGAUAAAGAUACGAGUGGUAUUAGUCUUGCUGAUAAAGAUACGAGUACACUAUCGCCUGCAAUGUCGGAAAAAGGCUUUAAGACAGCUGUGACUUCUGAGCAGAAUGACAGUGUUCAAGAAAAGAGCAACACGUAUUUUGAUAUUCUGAUUUCUCACAUCUCUUCGCCUAACAACUUCCACGUCCACCGAGUGUCAUCGGAGACAGGAAAAACCCUGGACAGGCUGAUGAAGGACCUGAACCAGCAGUUUGAAAGAUCCUCAAAGAAACAGCUCAAGAAACUGUACAAGGAAUUCACGCCCAAAGUAAACCGGCUCUGUUGUGCCGAGUUCUCCAAAGACAGCUGUUUCUACAGGGCACAGAUCAUGGACAUGAGGACGGAAUGUGGAGACUGGGAGGAGGCUGGUAAUAAUGUUAAGAGUGUCCGGGUGUUCUACCUCGAUUUCGGCGAUAACGAGUGGCUUCCCAGGUCCAAAGUGUACGCGCUCCCAGACGAAUUCACGUACCUGCCCCCUCUCGCUAUCUGGUGCUCUUUAGCUCAUGUCGUGCCACUAGAGUUGGGGGAUAUUGAACACGGUUUAGCGGUUCCAGCCAAGGCCUGGUCACAGCAGGGUAUUGACGUGUUUAAAGAACUGGCUCAGUUUGAAAAGAAACUCAAGCUGUGUGUUGUCUCUGGAAGUUUCGAACCAAAUCAUAAAAGGUGCCAUGCACAGACUGAGCCAAUCCAGGUCUAUCUGACGGACAACUCGACCGAUGAGGAAAUCUGCAUCAAUCUAGAGUUGAUGAAUCGAGAUCUCGCGAUGCUAGACUUCGAACUCCCCGACCAACUGGAAAAUCAAAAUGUUAAAACAGCUGCUGCCAAUAAAUCCUUUGAAGAUGUUGACUCGGAUGUUCACUGGAAUCCAAUGGAGGAAGACUUCAUGUCACUGAGGAACAGUUACAAAGUGGAUAUUGACGACGCAGGGGUGGCUACUACUGGAUACAAAGCAAAAGAUGAACAAAGAAUCUGUAAAUUUUUCAACACUCCAGGAAAAUGCUGGCAGGGUGAUCGCUGCAUAUAUAGACAUAUUACCAAUACAACAGGUGUCACUCUGGACCGGGUACCGGUGUAUGCCCUGGAUGAGGACCAGUCCGAGAUCCUGCCUGAAGAGGGCAGCAUCGUAGCUGUGGACAUCUGUACCAUUAUGAGUCCACGGCACUUCUACAUCAACUUACCAUGGGGAAAGACCUCCGUUGAUGAGCUCCACCAGAACCCUCAAGACGUCAUGAAGCGACUGGAAGAUGAGGAAACAUUGGAAGAUCUAGUUAAAUCAAUGAAUGAGACGUACAAAAAGAAGUCUUGCUUUGACACCGACUACACACUGCUAGCCCCGGGCCAGGCUGUUGCGGCGAGGUGUCCACAUAACGGGAUGUGGUAUCGAGCCAAGGUCACAGACAGCAAUGUGGAAGAGGAAAAAGUUGAGGUUUUCUUUGCUGACUUUGGUAACAUGGCUUGGGUUGACGAGAGGGCGAUCCGAGAACUGCAGCCCGAGUUCCUGCAUCUUCCUCAGCAAGCCAUAGAGUGCUUCCUGUCCGGGAUAGAGCCCCCAGGUGGAGAGGAACAGUGGUCAGAUGACGCGAGAAAUUAUUUUCACACGUUGGUUGAUGGGAAGAUAAUGGUGGCCUUCAUCAAGUCAAGAUCAUGGAGUGGCUGUCUACAUGUUGAUCUGUAUGACACAGAAAGCACAGAAGAUCUCAAUAUCCCCGACGCCCUUGUUGCUGCUGGUCACGCGGCCAAGAUCGGCUCAAAGAAAGUGAACACGUUUCAUCAAUCAAGAAACACUUCGACAAAGAGGAAAAUGUUAUUGAUGCCUGGGUGAAACGACAUGUUAAAAACAUAGGGCAGAUUUUACAAAGCCUGCAGGGCUUCUAGAAUGUUUUUAAAAUCCACUAGCCAUGGGAUCAGUGAUUUUAAACAUUUACUAGCCACAAUUAAACAUCCACUAGCCCUACAUUACUUUUUACGUUAAUACAAUUCUAUUAAAUGAUAGCAAUAAUUGGAUAGAGCUUAAAAACACUAACAUUGGGGGGUUGGGGCGAGGGAAGGAUAUUCAUAUUUAUAAGAUAGUCUUAACUGCAACAUUUGAUAAAAAAAAAAAA
Molecule: messenger RNA, 5152 nt
Organism: Gigantopelta aegis
Lineage: Eukaryota; Metazoa; Mollusca; Gastropoda; Neomphalida; Peltospiridae
Exons: 17
Coding region: 79-4872 (1597 amino acids)
Biological process (GO): spermatogenesis
Molecular function (GO): metal ion binding
Source: RefSeq, a predicted model, not a curated record